Molecule: messenger RNA, 635 nt
Organism: Brassicogethes aeneus
Lineage: Eukaryota; Metazoa; Arthropoda; Insecta; Coleoptera; Nitidulidae
Source: the annotation of a GenBank genome assembly
GCGCUUUUUAAGUCUUAGGUUAUGUCCGUUUUGUUGUGAUUUUAUAAAAACAAAAAAUAAUGGAAAGAACGGCUCCGAUGGAGAGAAUCCAGGUCCUGGACUCAAUUGAAAAGGACAUUAUAACAUGUUUACACAGUGCAGGACAAGUGAUGGCAGAGCUAAGCAAAGAAAAAUCGAGUCUUAAACAAGCUGAAAAUCAUACACAAAUGUUUCUGAAAACUCUGGGUGCAGUGGAAAGUAAGCUUACAGACCAAAUUAACUACCUAACUCAAGUUUCGACGGGUCAGCCUCACGAAGGUUCAGGUUAUGCUUCACAAAAGGUUUUGCAGAUGGCUUGGCAUAGAUUAGAGCACGCUAGAUCAAGGGUUAAUGAGUUAGAUAGGAUUAAAGUUCGUCAUGUACAAGGAAGAACAGCGGGAAGAUCUCAACAAUCAAACGGUAGUCAGGUUUCAACAGGAUCAGGUGGAAAUGUGGCAACUGGUCAGGGAACUUAGUUCUAAGGUUUUAAAUAUUUAUAUUUACUAAUGUACAGGGUGUUAUAGUUUACAUUUGGAUAAAAAAUACAACAGAUUAUGCACAUUUUUUAAUCUGGGAAUAAUAUUUAAAAAGUAUUAUAACUUGAUCAAGGUAAAAAU